CAUUACCAGAGAAAUCACUUUGACUAUGGCAUUCAUUUGUUUGCUAAUAUCACCCAGUAUAUUGCUAUAAAAGUCGAAGGAAAGUUGUAAAAGCUAUUCAAUCUUGGAGAAUCGGUCCAAAACACGGUUAUCAAGAUGUUCGCCCUCGCACUUACGCUGAGUGUCCUCUUCAGCGGAGCCCUCUCGCUGCUCUGCCCGUCCCAGGUCGACCCGUCGGUAACGGUCAACGUGGCCCACCCGACGACCUGCGCCAAGUAUAUGUCCUGCGUCCAUACCCAACCAAGGGAAAUGAACUGCCCGGGGGGACUCGAGUGGAACGACCACGACUCGCUUUGCGACUACCCGGGUCGCUCCGGAUGCGUGAGGAACGUUCCGGAAGAGGUGGCCCGGCUCAACGGGAGUGCCCUGGCCGCGGCCAGUGUGUGCUUGCCGCAGGAGACGAGUGGGUGUCCGCUGAACUCGAGCCCGGGGGAGGUUGCGUUGAGUAAGCAUCGGAACUGUCGGAUGUACUACUCGUGCUCGCUGGGCAAGGAAAGUCCGAUGUACUGUCCGAAGGGGUUGUACUGGAAUGCUGGAAGUUGUCGCUGUGACUAUGAGAGUGAUGUCGAGUGUGGUGAGGAUGGGGAGCGGCCGGUGGAAGAAGAGGAGGAGCAGGAGGUGGCGGUCGAUGAGGUUCCAGAGGAAGUACAGGAACAGGCUGAGGAACAACAGGAGGAGGAGCAACAACAAGAAGCGGAGCAACCUGAUCAGGAGGAACCAACCCAGGAACACGAAACCUACGAAUUUCCGGAAGACUUUGAGCAGCCUUCAAUUCUGCUGGCGGAACCACAGGUCGAGUACGAACCAUCUCCUCGGUUGAGAUUCCGUCGUGAUGCUGGUGACACUACUGAGUCUAGCAACUCUGCCGGCUCGACAGGAGCGGAGAGUUCUGGCAGCACUACCGUUGCUGGAAAUUCCGGAAGUUCUGAUAGCCCUGGCAGCUCAGGAGGUUCCGGAGGUUCAGGAAACUCUGGAGGUUCGGGAGGCUCCGGUGGAAAUAAGCCCAUCGAGGGUGGAAACGGUGACGGCACCGUCGCUGCUGGCGCUGGAAUUCGUGAGGUGUCAGCGUUUGCUGUAAUGUUGGCAACACUGGUAUUGAAUGCCAUGUAGGUAUGGAGGAAAUUACCAAGGUGGAGAGGAAAUGAAAUGUAGUUUAAAAAGGUGAUGGGAAAAACCAAUAAUACAGUAGCAAUUUUCUGGCAAAUCAA
Molecule: messenger RNA, 1247 nt
Organism: Culex pipiens pallens (northern house mosquito)
Lineage: Eukaryota; Metazoa; Arthropoda; Insecta; Diptera; Culicidae
Exons: 2
Coding region: 136-1149 (337 amino acids)
Cellular component (GO): extracellular region
Molecular function (GO): chitin binding
Source: RefSeq, a predicted model, not a curated record